Molecule: messenger RNA, 1651 nt
Organism: Homo sapiens (human)
Lineage: Eukaryota; Metazoa; Chordata; Mammalia; Primates; Hominidae
Gene: UNC119
Product: unc-119 lipid binding chaperone
Exons: 4
Coding region: 72-734 (220 amino acids)
Biological process (GO): lipoprotein transport; negative regulation of clathrin-dependent endocytosis; negative regulation of caveolin-mediated endocytosis
Cellular component (GO): spindle; centrosome; spindle pole
Source: RefSeq, marked reviewed
CCCACUUCCCCCGGCUCCAGCCGGCGCAGGCAGCGGCGGCAGCAGCAGGCGAGCCUCGGCCCCGCAAGGCCAUGAAGGUGAAGAAGGGCGGCGGUGGGGCCGGGACGGCGACGGAGUCCGCUCCGGGGCCCUCGGGCCAGAGCGUGGCCCCCAUACCACAGCCGCCUGCGGAAUCCGAAUCUGGGUCCGAGUCGGAGCCGGACGCAGGCCCAGGGCCCAGGCCGGGGCCGCUGCAGAGGAAGCAGCCGAUCGGGCCGGAGGACGUGCUGGGGCUGCAGCGGAUCACCGGUGACUACCUCUGCUCCCCUGAGGAGAAUAUCUACAAGAUCGACUUUGUCAGGUUUAAGAUUCGGGACAUGGACUCAGGCACUGUCCUCUUUGAAAUCAAGAAGCCCCCAGUCUCAGAACGGUUGCCCAUCAACCGGCGGGACCUGGACCCCAAUGCUGGGCGCUUUGUCCGCUACCAGUUCACGCCUGCCUUCCUCCGCCUGAGGCAGGUGGGAGCCACGGUGGAGUUCACAGUGGGAGACAAGCCUGUCAACAACUUCCGCAUGAUCGAGAGGCACUACUUCCGCAACCAGCUACUCAAAAGCUUCGACUUCCACUUUGGCUUCUGCAUCCCCAGCAGCAAGAACACCUGCGAGCACAUUUACGACUUCCCCCCUCUCUCCGAGGAGCUGAGUGCGCGGGCAGGGUCUUCUGGGAGUGGGGAAGUGGGGGCGUCUAGAGACUGAGCUGCGGGAGGGAGAGGGACUUGUGGGUCUGAUCCCAUUUCUCCCCACCCUGGGGCUCUUCUGUGUCUGCCACCAUUCCCAUAUCAUCCGUAGAGAAAGAGGCUGGGGAUAUUUCAGGCUGUUUGGCUGUCCCUGUACCCCAGUCCUGAAGCCCCUGCAGUGGCGGGACUCAAGCUCCUGACCUUUGCCCGGCCUGGCUGGGCCUCUCUUGCAGUCAGCGAGAUGAUCCGCCACCCGUAUGAGACCCAGUCUGACAGCUUCUACUUCGUGGAUGACCGGCUGGUGAUGCACAAUAAAGCAGACUAUUCCUACAGCGGGACACCCUGACCCCACGGCUGCCCUGACCCCAGGAGGCUCCAGUUCUGGGCUGGGAGCUGUGACCUCCCCAACGCUCACCCCUCAACCCCAAGUCCUCUGCUUGGGGAGUUCUCCAGGAGCUCCGGACCCUGAGUCAAUGUUGGGAGGAAGGGUACCUGGUGUCCCCAGUCAAGCCCAUGAAGCCCAUGCGGCCUGCUACAUGGGGUGGGGUCGUAGGGAGGCUGUUUGCCUCCACGUCUAGGAAGGCCUGUGAGAGGAGCAGUCAGGACUUCCGGACAACUUAGCUGGGCCCUACUUGGGCCCAAGUUUCAGAAUAGUGUUCCCCUAUCAAGGCUGUGACUAGAUCAGGCAGGGAUCCAUUCCCUGUCCCCUGCCCACUACCUUCAGGCCAUUUAGAGUUGUAAAUUUACAAAGAUCCACGGUGGGCUCCAGCUGCCAAGCCACCCAAGGGAGUCUGGGCCCUAGGCCUAGCCCCAUCCCUCCCCAUGAGGGGCCAAGACACUGCCUAAGGUGUGGGAGGGACUGGCUGAGAUUGCAGCCCAUGGUAGGAGCUGGACCAACUGUAUAUAGUUUUCAAUAAACUUUUUCCUUUUCUGUUC